GUUCCCAGGCCCGUAACAUUAGGGAGGAAAAUGUUACUUUCCGUCCAGCCGCGGGCCGCCAUCGCCACAUUUGGCUACAAUAAGACCAGCAAGAAGCAGCCUUAUGUGUCAGUGGCCCAGCAGAUGGCGCCCCCGAGUCCCAGCGGCAGCAACAACAACAGCAGCAGCAGCAGCAGCGGAGGCGGCGGGGGAGGCGGGGACCAGCUGAGCAAAACCAACCUGUACAUCCGGGGCCUGCACCCGGGCACCACCGACCAGGACCUCGUCAAGCUGUGCCAGCCAUACGGCAAAAUCGUUUCCACGAAAGCCAUCCUGGACAAGACGACCAACAAGUGCAAAGGCUACGGCUUUGUCGAUUUCGACAGCCCCACGGCGGCGCAGAAGGCCGUGACGGCGCUGAAGGCCAGCGGGGUGCAGGCCCAGAUGGCGAAGCAACAGGAGCAGGACCCCACGAACCUGUACAUCUCCAACCUGCCGCUCAGCGUGGACGAGCAGGAGCUGGAGGGGAUGCUGAAACCCUUCGGACAGGUGAUCUCCACCCGCGUCCUGCGCGACCCCAACGGCACCAGCCGCGGCGUCGGCUUCGCCAGAAUGGAGUCCACAGAAAAGUGCGAAGCCAUCAUCACCCACUUCAAUGGGAAAUACAUCAAGACUCCCCCAGGGAUCCCAGCCCCCUCAGAUCCGCUGCUUUGCAAGUUUGCCGACGGGGGGCAGAAGAAGCGCCAGCCGCAGGGGAAGUACGUGCAGAACGGGCGGGCCUGGCCGCGGGACGGCGACUCGAGUGGCAUGACCUUGACCUACGACCCCACCACGGCUCUGCAGAACGGGUUCUACCCGACCCCCUACAGCCUGGCCCCCAACAGGAUGAUGGCUCAGACCACGCUCGCCCCUUACCUCCCGUCACCCAUGUCCUCCUACCAGGUUCACAGCCCGUCCUGGAUGCACCAUCAGUCGUACCUCAUGCAGCCCACGGGGACGGUGCUGACGCCGACCAUGGACCACACCAUUUCCAUCCAGCCCGCCUCCAUGAUGGGCCCCCUGACCCAGCAACUGGGCCACCUCUCCCUCAGUAGCACUGGCACGUACAUGCCAGCGGCAGCAGCUAUGCAAGGAGCUUACAUCCCUCAGUACACGCCCGUGCCUUCCUCCAGCAUCUCAGUUGAGGAGAACAGCGGCCAGCAGAGCCAAGUGGCUGUUGAGUCUCCGUCAGAUCACGCUGCCUACUCCUAUCAGUACAGCAAGUAACUGCAGCUGGACCAGGCGUCUCUGCUCCGAGCGCUCGCCCCGAGGGAGAUCGCCACCUCCUCUUUGAUUUGUGCUGCAUCUAGAAGAUCGAAUCCAUUUUUUUUUCUUCGUUCGUUUCUUUCUUUUGCAAAGAAAACAGUUUUGUAAAAAAAAAAACAACAAAAAAAAAAACCGGCAAUAGACUUUGCUCACCAAGGAACCAAAGCAGUGGAAUGGGGGGGCUGGGUCACCAGAUCCACUCCGCGCGGACGGACAGAUGGACUGAGGCCUAUUUUAAUAGGAGGGGGAAAAAAAAGUGUUUGGUUUAUUUUUGGUCGUUGUUUUGAAGAACCCCCCUUUUUUUUUUUUUGGGUGGUUCUUUGAGGAAAGGCUUGAUCCAGGAGGGUGGAUCUGGCUGCCCCGGAGUGGCGAGGCUGCAGAUUCGAAUCUCUGGGACAAUCGUCGUUUUCUUUUGUCAAUUAAGGAUUACUUUUUCGUUCCUUUCUUUUUCUUUUCUUUUUUUUAAAGGAAAAAUAUGCAACGUUUGAACAAUUAUAUAUUGAGGGGGUUUUUGGUUGUACUGCUCCCCGACCAAUUCCGCCCGUUUCUUCGCCCCCCUCCGGACG
This is a messenger RNA of Malaclemys terrapin pileata, 1850 nucleotides long. It is a transcript of the gene RBMS2, whose product is annotated as RNA binding motif single stranded interacting protein 2. Gene Ontology annotation, molecular function: poly(A) binding; mRNA 3'-UTR binding; poly(U) RNA binding. The record is from RefSeq and is a predicted model, not a curated record. Bases 31 to 1245 code for a protein of 404 amino acids. Gene Ontology annotation, cellular component: ribonucleoprotein complex; nucleus; cytosol. Lineage: Eukaryota; Metazoa; Chordata; Testudines; Emydidae. The transcript is spliced from 14 exons.